Molecule: messenger RNA, 2588 nt
Organism: Oncorhynchus masou masou (cherry salmon)
Lineage: Eukaryota; Metazoa; Chordata; Actinopteri; Salmoniformes; Salmonidae
Product: basic helix-loop-helix ARNT-like protein 1
Exons: 20
Coding region: 487-2295 (602 amino acids)
Biological process (GO): circadian rhythm; regulation of transcription by RNA polymerase II
Cellular component (GO): transcription regulator complex; cytoplasm; nucleus
Molecular function (GO): RNA polymerase II cis-regulatory region sequence-specific DNA binding; DNA-binding transcription factor activity, RNA polymerase II-specific; protein dimerization activity
Source: RefSeq, a predicted model, not a curated record
GGUUUAGAAAAACUAGGUUAGUAGUGCGGCAGUCAUGACAGAGGGGAGAAAGUAGGUCAAAGACUGAGUACCGUAUAUCCCAGUUUUUGAAACAUGGAUCAUUGAAUGGAGAUGGCCUAGCUGAUUUAUCUAAUGUAGAGCACCUAGCUCAGUGUCUCAGGAGUACCAGACCAACCAACCAGGAGGUACACAUAGAUACUGUGACAUGAUCCUGGGGCCCAUUGUUGUGCCAUUCGUCCGUCACCAUCACCUCAUGUUUUCAGCAUGAUAAUGCACGGCCCCAUGUCGCAAGGAUCUGUACACAAUUCCUGGAAGCUAAAAAUCCCGGUUGGUCCAUUGUCCAAAUACUCACAUCAUUUUUAAAGGGGUGCAACUUUGGUUUUAGAAGUUCGGAGGGGUCAUAACCUGGCGGGGGAUCUGGGGGUCCUUCCUCCAGAAUUUUUGGGAGCAAUUGCAAAUGGAUGGAAGGAAAUUCCAGAAGCUGGAAUGAACAUUUGUGAUUGUCUAAUGGCAGACCAAAGAAUGGACAUUACCUCUACAAUGAAUGAGUUCAUGUCCCCCAGCUCCAGCGACCUGAUCAGCAGCUCCAUCAACACCCCAGGCAUGGACUACACCCGCAAGAGAAAGGGCAGCACCUCCGACUACCAAAUUGAUGGAUUUUCUUUUGAGGAGUGUGGUGAUCACCAGGGCCGGAUAAAAAAUGCCAGGGAGGCACACAGUCAGAUUGAGAAGCGGCGCAGGGACAAGAUGAACAGCUUCAUAGACGAGCUGGCUGCACUAGUCCCGACCUGCAACGCUAUGUCCCGCAAGCUGGACAAACUCACGGUCCUACGCAUGGCUGUCCAGCAUAUGAAGACAUUAAGAGGAGCAGCAAACCCUUACACAGAGGCGAAUUACAAGCCGUCUUUCCUGACGGAUGAUGAACUGAAGCACUUAAUAUUGAGGGCUGCUGACGGCUUUCUGUUUGUUGUUGGAUGUGAUCGUGGGAAGAUCCUUUUUGUCUCGGAGUCAGUUUACAAGAUCCUCAACUAUUCCCAGAAUGACCUAAUUGGCCAGAGUCUGUUUGAUUACCUGCAUCCUAAAGACAUUGCCAAAGUCAAGGAGCAACUGUCGUCAUCGGAUACAGCACCUCGGGAGCGGCUCAUUGAUGCCAAAACCGGUCUACCAGUUAAGACAGACAUCACCCCUGGGCCAUCUCGACUGUGCUCCGGGGCCAGACGCUCGUUCUUCUGCCGAAUGAAGUGUAACCGGCCCUACGUCAAAACAGAGGACAAGGACUUCCCCUCCACCUGCUCCAAAAAGAAAGCCGACCGCAAGAGCUUCUGCACGAUCCACAGUACUGGCUACCUGAAGAGUUGGCCGCCCACCAAGAUGGGCCUGGACGAUGACAACGAGCCCGACAAUGAGUGCUGUAACCUCAGCUGCCUGGUGGCCAUCGGCCGGCUGCAUCCCCACAUCGUCCCCCAGCCCUCCCAAGAGGACAUCCGCGUCAAACCCACCGACUAUGUCUCCCGCCACGCCAUCGAUGGGAAGUUUGUCUUUGUUGACCAGAGGGCCACAGCCAUUCUUGCAUACUUACCCCAGGAGCUUCUUGGCACCUCUUUCUACGAGUAUUUCCAUCAGGAUGAUAUUGGCCACCUGGCAGAAUGUCACAGACAAGUGCUUCAGAUGAGAGAAAAGAUCAACACAAACUGUUAUAAGUUCAAGAUUAAAGAUGGCUCCUUCAUCACUCUGCGAAGUCGCUGGUUCAGUUUCAUGAAUCCUUGGACCAAAGAGGUGGAGUACAUCGUCUCCACAAACACAGUGGUCUCGUGCAGUAUGCUGGAUGGUGCAGACUCCAGCUAUCCUCAGUCUGCCGUCUCUCCCACUGCCUCUAUGGACGGUGUGCUGACGUCAGAAGGUGGAGGGAGACGGGCCCUUCAGACGGUGCCAGGCAUCCCUGGGGGAACACGUGCAGGUGCCGGUAAGAUCGGUCGCAUGAUCGCAGAGGAGGUGAUGGAGAAUCAGAGGACCCGAGGCUCGACCCCCUCCAGCCGUGGCUCCAGCCCCCUGAACAUCAGCACCCCUCCAGACUGUUCUCCAGGGGACAAGAGAAUUCAAAAUGGGACGUUACCAGGAGGACCAUACUCCAACCAGUCUAUUAUGAGUGACAACUUGCACCUCAGCAUUGACGACCCAGGCUCCAGCAGCCCCAGUAAUGACGAGGCAGCCAUGGCUGUGAUUAUGAGUCUCCUGGAGGCUGAUGCAGGCCUCGGUGGCCCUGUAGACUUCAGUGACUUACCCUGGCCCUUGUGAGGACAGGCCCAGAAUUGACCUUGCAGUCAUAACAGAAACCAUGCUAGCGAACUACAGCUACUGUAGGACUCAUUGGAGCCAAGAGCGGGACAGGACCCCUCCCUUGCCUGCUGAUUGGCACUCUUCCAUUGACAUUCCCCACAGGAUGAUUCAGUUAGCAUGUUCAAUGUAUAUCCUACCAGGGAUUUCUAUUGAAAACAUGUUUUGAUGCUUUUACACUACAAUGGUUGGAUAUCCCCAUUGACAAAUGUAAUGAAUACAUGGUAUCAGCAGUAAAAUAUUUUUUAAAUUGA